Racocetra persica is the source of this 639-nucleotide messenger RNA. The record is from the annotation of a GenBank genome assembly. Lineage: Eukaryota; Fungi; Glomeromycota; Glomeromycetes; Diversisporales; Gigasporaceae.
AUGAAAAUUUCAUUUAUCGUAUUCUUAUGUAUUGCGAUUCUCACUUCAACAGCUGUUUUGGCAUUACCACAUUUAUCACGCAGAAAAUCCAAUGAAUAUGACGUUUCAUCAGACACAAGUUCUAAAGAUAAUAAACCUAUAUCAUCUCACGAAGAUAGUAAACCUGCAUCAGACACAAAAAGUUCUAAAGAAAGUAAACCUUCAUCAUCUCACGAAGAUAGUAAACCUGCUUCAACUCAAAAAAAAAGUGAUCCAACCCCAAAGUUGACGCCUUCGAGUUCUCAAGGAAAGGAGUCUCACCAUGAUUCUCCAUUCAAAAUUACCUCACCAGAAAGUGGCAAAUGUUAUCAUCAGACUUCUGAUGUGACCAUUAGCUGGACUACUUCAAUUACCAAUGAAAAAGUAAAAGUCAGAAUAUUAUCGUAUGACAAUCCCUCAUUUAGUCUUGGUACAGAUUCCAAGAAUGUUGUUGAUGCGUCGGUCGGGAAACUCACGAUAAAAAUUAAAGAUUGGCCUGUAGGAUCGUAUCUUGCAAUGGUUGCAUUGGUAAAAGAUCUUGAAAAAUAUGGAACUAGUGGACGUUUUUAUGUUUGCAAUUCAACGAUGUUACCACCGAUAGAACCGGAUGACUCGGAAUAG